AUGGACGUCUUAUCGCCAACCGACCGACCGGACAUUUCAAGUAAUUUGGUCCAACUGAGAGAUGCCGCACCAUCUCCACAAACACUUACGUGGCAUGGUAAUACCAUCCACAAUUGGCUCCAAACCCUGAAGUCUGCAUUUACGGCUCUCUUUGAUCCAACUGGCUCCAAACCGCUGGGCUUGGGGGUUGAAUACUGUACUCUCUUUCCACGGCGAGGACAUGCCAAUAUCCAGAGCCAACAAUGUGCGUCCGAAAUUGCAGCAUUACUCUAUCCGGCACCCACAGAUUCCAGCCUGCCUCAGCUGAUCAAAUAUGUCUCCCACGUUGCAGUUAACGGGACUGACAAAUUAGCAGAAAGAGACAUAGUCACCCUUCGUCGAGCCAUAAUCGAAGCUCAUCAUGCUGCUCAACUGAACGACGACACCCAUGGGGACACCUGGAAAAGCCGCAUCAGUGCUCAGGGUCCGUGGAAUGAGACCGAGGAUCCUCUACCGCUUACUGGUGUUUCGUCACUGCCAAUGCCAGUCGAGAUUUCAGACGAGGAGAGCUUACGUCCGUUCUUUCAGCACCUGAGUGAAGGAGAAAAGAGCUGGGAUGAUGCACCAUCGAAAGGAAAAGAGGAAUACUAUCAUGUUGAUGUAGGCAUCUGGGACAAAGGGAUGCUCUACGUUGAUGGACGCAUGGAUCUGUGCAAACAGGUCCUCGGUCCUCUCAACAUCACUGCAUUGAUGCAGUCUCUUUCGACAAAUACUUCAGUACACCACUUCCUCCUCGGAAACAACGUGAUCGGCCCCGUAGGCGCCCAAGCAAUCGCAGAUUUCGUCCACCGCUAUCCCAACAAGAUCGAGACCUGGUAUCUCGCCGGAAAUUGCAUCGAUAGCGAGGGGUUCAGCCAGCUCAGCGCAGCAUUCGCGAAAAGCGAUAGUAUCACGAACAUCUGGCUGAAACGAAACCCUCUCGGCCCAGCAGCUGCAUUGAACUUGUAUGAGCUCAUCACGUCAGCGCCAAACCUCCGCACUCUCGACCUCGAUCAGACUGAACUCGGUGACGUUGGAGUCGCCAGGCUCUUCAACAACCUCAUCUUUGCCCAACUCAAAUCUGAGCCCGUAGCACUCCGCAAUAUCUACCUAAACGGCAACGGCAUAUCCACCAACGCUAGCGAAAAAAUCACCGCAUUCCUCUCCACACCAAAUUGCGCCCUCGAAAGUCUCUACAUGAGCCUCAACCCCAUCGGCGACGCAGACGCCAUCGUCCUUGCCCAGGGGCUGAAGCGAAACAAGUCACUACAGCGCCUGAGCAUCACGUCCGGCGGGAUCAAUUCAGACGGUGCUGCAGCAGUGCUCGAUGCGCUGCGUGACCAUCCGAGUCUAAUGACAUUGUGCCUCGGGCAGCACUUCGCGACCGAAGAUCUAGGGAUGCGCUACAACUACCUCACCGACAGCGUCGAAGAAAGCUUAAUCACAUUCAUCCGACAAAGCCGCGUCAAGAUGCUGCAGCUCGACACAACGGCCAUGAGCGUGAGCGUGCUCAACCGUAUUGCGAGCGCAGCUGCUCUAUCUGAGACGCUCCAAAAAUUUCACGUCAAAUCCAUCCACGGGAAUACGGAUAGAGAGGUCAAGGCACAGCUGAAGAGUACUUUGGAGCGGAACGUGCGAACUGAACAUGGUGAUGGGAUGACCUAUCAGGAAUUCGAAGCUGGGGAGAAGCGGUGGCUCGUGAGCCCGAGAGAUGUGCGGUUGAUCGAUAGUGGGUAUCGGAAUCAUGAUGCAGGGCUUGCUCGGAGGGGGAAGAUGGUGUUGAAGAAGGACUGGGAGGAUGAUGGGGAGACGAUACGCAGGGUGAUGAAUGCUGGGAAGGCAGUAGUGGGAGCUCGAGUCUGA
Molecule: messenger RNA, 1881 nt
Organism: Bacidia gigantensis
Lineage: Eukaryota; Fungi; Ascomycota; Lecanoromycetes; Lecanorales; Ramalinaceae
Exons: 3
Coding region: 1-1881 (626 amino acids)
Molecular function (GO): protein binding
Source: RefSeq, a predicted model, not a curated record